AUGGAGGGUCCUAUGUUCAGUUCAUCGCUAGGUGCCAUGAGAUCCCUUCUUGGGAAGCUCCGUUCCCUGCUGGUCUCUGCAGAGGAUCAGGUGCCAGAGCCAUUGAACUCACAGAAGGACAAGCUCGACCUCCUCAACCAAGAUCUAGAAGAAAUAAACACCUUCCUCACCAAUCUGUCAUGGGUCGAAGCUCCCAACAUGAUGGUGAGGCACUGGAUGAACGAGGUGCGUGAUCUUUCCUACGAUAUUGAGGACUAUAUUGACAAGAGGAUGCAUCCUAGCCCCGAUUCCAGUGAAGAGUCUCGCUCGGAGCCUGCGGUAGAAGAAUUAAGCACUCUUGUGAAGCAGGCAAAGGACACCCUGGAACGACACAACAGGUACGAUCUUGGGCGUUGGGCAUCGAAUCCUAGAUUUGUGAUCCAUGGUGGGCAUGGCCCGGUUCCAAGGCUCAACGGGGACGCCACAGACCUUGUUGGUAUCAAUGAUUCCAAGGCUGAACUUAUCAAGCGGCUUAACAUAGACGCCGAACAGAGGCUAGUAGUAUCCAUACAAGGACCUCCAGGUGUUGGUAAGACUACACUUGCCAAACAAGUGUAUCGUGAAGUGGAAGGACAGUUCGAGUGUCGAGCUUUUGUUCGAGCCUCAAAGAUGCCUGAUACAAGGAGGCUUCUCGGUAACAUCAUCUCCCAAAUCCAGGGUCACCAUCAAAGACCCCCUGAUGGCCUCCCCGUGCAAGAGCUCAUUGACAUCCUAAGAACACAUCUCCAACAAAAGAGGUAUUUCAUUGUAAUAGAUGGUUUGUCGGAAACAACAUCAUGGGAUAUUGUUAUCAGUGCACUUCCAGAGGACACUCAUUGUAGCAGAAUAUUAAUAACUACAGAUACUGAGGAAGUAGCUCUGGAGUGCUGUGAUUAUGGAUCUGAUGCUAUUUUUAAGAUGGAGCCACUUAGUGGAAAUUACUCCAGAGAAUUGUUCUUCAAUAGAGUGUUUGGCUUUGAACAUGAGCUCUCUAAACAAUUGAAGGAAAACUCAGAAGAAAUUUUAAGAACAUGUGGUGGUCUGCCAUUUGCGACCAUUAGCUUAGCUAGCAUUUUAGCUAGCCAACCAGAUAACUUAGAGCUGUGGCAACAUGUCAAAGAAGCAUUAUUUUGCAGAUUCAGAUAUAAUAAUCUUACUUCAGAAGUCAUGCUAAGAGAAAUAGUUGGUCUGAGCUUCAAUAGGCUUCCUCACCAUUUGAAGACAUGCCUACUAUAUCUUAGUAUGUAUCCUGAGGGUUAUACAUUCUUGAAGGCUGACAUGGUGAAACAAUGGAGUGCCGAAGGUUUUAUAAUUGCAGUAGAAGAGAAAAACUGUGAUGAAGUUGCAGAGUGCUAUUUUGAUGAGCUUAUCUACAGGGGACUGAUACAGCCCAAUCAUACCAGUAUCUCAGGUGAGGUGAUUUUAUAUACACUGCACUCCACUGUAUUCGAAGUUAUUAGGACCAUGUCCAAUGAAGAGAACUUCAGCACUAUGAUAGACUACUCUAAUACCAUCUCAGAGCUUUCUGUAAAGGUUCGACGACUAUCUCUCAGAUUCAGUAGUGCCAAAUAUGCAACGAAACCAGAAAGCAUUACACUAUCCCCUGUGCGGUCACUUGUCUUUUAUGGACUUGUUGAAUGCCUCCCUUCGAUUAGGGAGUUUCAGGUACUUCGAGUACUUAUUCUUGAAGUUUGGGGUGACCAAGAGGAGCUAGACCUCAGUGGUAUCGACAGAUUGUUUCAGCUGAGGUAUAUGCGUAUUACAUCUAACAUCACUGUGAAACUACCAGCCAGCAUGAUUGGACUGCCAUAUUUGCAAACACUGGAAAUUUAUGCAAGAAUAACUUCUGUUCCAUCAGAUAUUGUUAGUCUCCCGAGAUUGUUGCACCUCUCUGUACAUGGUGAGAUAAAUCUGUCCAGUGGUAUAGGCCACAGGAGAUCUCUACGCACACUUGAAUCUUUUGACCUCAGCAGUAACUCUGAAGAUAAUAUAUGGAAACUUGGUAAGAUGACAGACCUGCGUGAUCUUCAUGCCACAAGUCCUACAGAAAUGUCUGACCCUCUCAAGAGGAAGUUGAUAGCUUUCGUUUCUUCCCUUGAGAAACUUGGCAACCUAAAAUCUAUAAUUCUUGCACCUGUUCCUUCGUGCACAAGCAUUUACUUGGAUUGCUCAUGGAGCACAUCUUCUCUGUCCGUCUUCCUGCAGAGACUUGAGUUGUUGCCGCCCUUUUGCAUCUUUUCAAGACUCCCCGUAUGGAUUGGACAGCUCCGGAAGCUAAGCAUUUUGAAAAUUGUUCUUAGGGAAUUUACGACAGGUGAUGUUGACAGCAUCGCCAAGUUACAGGAACUCACCAUUCUCUCUCUGUACGUCAGGCAACCAACAGCAGAACAGAUUGUCUUCCAUCGUGCAGCAUUUCCUGUUCUAAAGUUUUUCAAAUUCAGAUGUGGCAUUAUGCGCAUUGCUUUUCAGCCAGAAGCAAUGCCUAGGCUUCGGAGUCUGAAUCUUGAAUUCAAUGCCCACAGUGGAGAGCAAAAUGGUAAUAUGCUUGCCGGCAUUGAACACCUGUUAAACCUCCAAGAGAUCACUGGCCGAAUUGGGGCAGCACCGGAUGCAGAAGAAUCCGACAGAAUAGCUGUGGAAUCUGUGUUCAAGGAUGCCAUUAGCAAGCAUUCAAGACUUAUAAACUUCAACCUACGAAUUGUGGGUUUGUUUGACGAAGAGUGGCAUAAAAAAAGUGAGCUAGACGAGGUAGCUGCAGUUGUUGAAGAAGUGUCGCAAUCCAACGAUGCAAGUUCAACAAGAAAACAAGUCUUCAUCGUGCCGUUCCAGGCGAUGGCGGAUAGGCGGUCGUCGGACGAUGGCUACAACUGGCGCAAGUACAGCCAGAAGGCGGUGAAGGUGGGUGAGUACCCGCGCAGCUACUACAAGUGCACCUUCCCGAUCUGCCCUGCCAAGAAGGAGGUGGAGACGUCGCAGGAUGGCCAGAUCUCCGAGACUGUCUACAAGGGCACGCACAACCACGCGAGGUGGCCGCAGAAGGCGCCGCAGCUGCUGCAGAGCGGCGACGCGUCCCAGCACUCGUUGGGCGGGAUGUCCGAGCACUCGUCCCAGCAGCCCGGCACGCCGAAUCUCACCCUCCCCAUGCCCCAGCGCGAGGCCGCCACCUCCGCCGGGGGUCCCACCCCGCCGAGCGUCCCCGCUCCUGCCGCCGCCGCCGCGCACCGGCAGCAGCCGCCCCCGCUCGCGGAGCUGGAGCGCGUGCGCCGCGUCGGCAGCGGCGCCGGCGGGACGGUGUGGAUGGUGCGGCACCGCGGCACGGGGCGGCUCUACGCGCUCAAGGUGCUCUACGGGAACCACGACAACGCGGUGCGGCGCCAAAUCGCGCGACAGAUCGCCAUCCUCCGCACCGCCGAGCACCCGGCCGUGGUGCGCUGCCACGGCAUGUACGACUGCGGCGGGGAGCUGCAGAUCCUGCUCGAGUACAUGGAUGGCGGCUCCCUCGACGGCCACCGCAUCGCUGCCGAGCCGUUCCUCGCCGACGUCGCGCGCCAGGUCCUGUUCGGGAUCGCCUACCUCCACCGCCGCCACAUCGUGCACCGCGACAUCAAGCCCUCCAACCUCCUCAUCGACUCGGCGCGCCGCGUCAAGAUCGCCGACUUUGGCGUCGGGCGCAUCCUCAACCAGACCAUGGACCCCUCCAGCUCCUCCGUCGGCACCAUCGCCUACAUGAGCCCCGAGCGGAUCAACACCGACCUCAAAGACGGCAGCUACGACGGCUACGCCGGUGACAUCUGGAGCUUCGGCCUCAGCAUUCUCGAGUUGUACCUGGGCAGGUUCCCCUUCGGGGAGAACCUCGGCAAGCAGGGGGACUGGGCCAAGCUCAUGUGCGCCAUCUGCUACUCCGAUCCGCCUGAGCCACCGACCACCGCCUCGCCCGAGUUCAGGGGAUUCAUUAGCUGCUGCCUGCAGAAGAACCCGUCCAAGCGGCCGACGGCCGCGCAGCUACUGCAGCACCCUUUUGUCGCCAGCCCGCAGCCGCAGCCCCUCGCUGCUCCUCCACCGCCAUGA
Miscanthus lutarioriparius is the source of this 4086-nucleotide messenger RNA. NCBI's taxonomy places the organism in Eukaryota, Viridiplantae, Streptophyta, Magnoliopsida, Poales, Poaceae. The record is from the annotation of a GenBank genome assembly.